Messenger RNA from Anopheles funestus (African malaria mosquito), 1785 nucleotides. RefSeq names its product regulation of nuclear pre-mRNA domain-containing protein 1B. Gene Ontology annotation, molecular function: RNA polymerase II complex binding. Lineage: Eukaryota; Metazoa; Arthropoda; Insecta; Diptera; Culicidae. The record is from RefSeq and is a predicted model, not a curated record. Gene Ontology annotation, cellular component: RNA polymerase II, holoenzyme. Gene Ontology annotation, biological process: mRNA 3'-end processing. Bases 256 to 1317 code for a protein of 353 amino acids. The transcript has 4 exons.
UGCGCGUGAAACACGUUCUCUGGAUUAACCGGGGAAUAACACAGUGCGUUUGUUUUGAUAAAAAAAAGUCUCGAAAGAACGACACCGUGCGACGCUCGACAAAUUUCACUGGUUUCUCUAAUUUAGUUAUAUUUUGCAUCUAAUCCCCGGCUUUGACAUAAACAUCAGCAAAGGCCCGGCAGCAGUGCAGUGAAAACUGAUUGUAUUAAAGAUUACCGGACUGGAAACAGUGAGAUUUGCAGAUAUUUCGUAAGAAUGUCCUCGUUCACAGAAACGGGGCUGGUGAAGAAACUGUUCGAUCUCAACCAAAGUCAGCAAAGUAUUCAAACCCUUUCACUGUGGCUGAUUCAUCACCGAAAGCAUCACUCAAUAAUCGUUAAAACAUGGCUGAAAGAGCUCCAGAGAGCACCUUCAGCGAAGAAGCUUACCUUCAUGUACCUGGCGAACGAUGUGAUACAGAACAGCAAGAAGAAAGGACCCGAGUUUGGGCGCGAGUAUGAGCACGUGUUGGUAAAAGCGUUCAAAAAUGUUGCUCAGUCAUCACCAGAACCGAAAACAAUCAACAGCCUCAAUAGAAUUCUCGGCAUCUGGGGCGAUCGGGGUGUGUACGAGGAACCUAAAAUUAAGGAAUUCUCGACAGCACUCAACGGAACCGAAACCAUCCCUAAGGUGGAGACGAAUGGUAGUGAAAAAAAGCGGAAAGGGGAUAGCACCACCAAUGAGGUUGAUCAGUUGAAAAAGCCUCGCUCAGCCGCCGGAACGGAGAAGAAAGCGAAGAGUGAAGUGGUAGAGGUCAAUGGAAAAGUAGAAACGCACAUUACACUCAGUCCGCAUCAGCCGGACGGAGAUCCUCCUGAACCGGAGGAUCUGAUAAAGGUUAUUUUGGAGCUGGAAAAUUCAGCAUCGAGUGAUGCUGCAGUGCGCGAAAGAAUAGCCAGCCUUAAACCAGAGGUAUCCGAAUUAGCUGCACUAGAUAAGCUGGAAGACAAAGAAGCAGCUAUGAAACUGGCCGCAGACGUGAACGAUGCCAUAAAGAUUCUAAAUGAUUAUAACGCGAGGUUGGCAAUAGAAAUGGAUGACCGUAAGAAGCUGACUACCAUGCUGAGGGAUUUCUUGCGCGAGCAGCAGGAACUUCAACAACAAGUGGAAAACCGGCUAGUGGAAUAUCAGAAUAAACUUUCUAAAAUCAAAGAAGUACAAAAGGAGGUUCGAAACCAUAUGAACAAUCUACCCGACUUGACCUCCCUCCCGGAUGUGACCGGUGGUUUGGCACCAUUACCUUCGGCCGGAGAUUUGUUCAACGCACAUCAUCACUAGGACAGCGAAUAUUUGAUGAUCUGACUUGUAAACGGUGACAAAGUCCGAAAUCUACUUUCGGGGAGCUUUAUUCCGUAAGACAUUUAUGUUUUUACGAAAAAUUUCUAAACUAGAUGAACAUGUGUAGUCGAACAGUAACUAUUGCUCCCGUGUGCGUUUGUAUAUCUACGUGUUUGCGCAUGACAAACAGUGCUUUCGAAUUUCCAAACAGGCUCCUACAAGCAAUUUAGAACCUCCUUUCGGCAAGCACUCAGCGCAAAGUAUUGAACAUAAGAACAACAAUCAAGAGACCAAAUAAUAUGUAGGCGAAUCCGAAGCUUAGUCCAGCUUAGGAUCCAAACGCUGAUAACCGUCAUAGGAGAAACAGUUUGUUUUGUACAAUUUGUUGCAAUUUGUAUCCUUAGUGCAGGAUAUGUUGUCCGGAAAAUGUAGAAAGCAAAUAAACGACUGUUUUAGUCAAAAGUUAAA